Molecule: messenger RNA, 701 nt
Organism: Phyllotreta striolata
Lineage: Eukaryota; Metazoa; Arthropoda; Insecta; Coleoptera; Chrysomelidae
Source: the annotation of a GenBank genome assembly
CUAAAUUUCACGUCGAAAAUGGACGCUCGCAACGAACCAUUUUGGGUAAACUUUCGUAUGGAUUGUUUUACAUCGACUUUCCAGGAUUUGGAACAGACGGAAAAAUUCGAUAAUUCCAAAGCUUAUUACUUGAAAACAUUGAAAAAUAUCAUUAAUCACAUCAAUAAAUUACUGCAAAAGGCUUAUCAAUUGGAAGAAAAUUUAAUUAACGCCGUUUUCGAUAUGGAUACUGCUGUUAUUAAUAAAUUUUUGAGAGAUUACCAGUACGGCUGGCUGCCCAAUAAGGACUUUCUGUUAUCAAAAAUAGAUAACGGGGAAUUGAAGGAGAACAAAAUCGAAGAAAUCCUCCCGGUCGUCUACACGAAUUUGCAAACGGUCUCCGCCGGUCUGGAGCUCAUCAUCGAAUACGAAAAACACGAAGAAUUCGAGACGCUCAAGUCCUAUUUGCGGGCCGUCCUCUGCGAAAUUUACACCGCUUUGAUGGACUGUCAACUGACACUGCCGGAAAACGUAACGCGUUCGAUCGUCCCGCCGGAAAUUCGCGGCAUGAUCAAAAUCCCGGAAACCAAAUUCAGAAACUGGAUCAUCUUCAAAAACUUCAUCGACACGUUGAAUUGCAUUACCGACGUUUUCCUUAGAUUUUUGUCGAACAUCUCCGAUGAGUGAAUUCUAUAUUAUACCGUUUUAGCUGUAAGUAAUCG